GAUGUCUGGAGAAUCCAACAGUAUAGCAGGGUGGCUGCGAGGGAGAAGCUCUGAUCUCCGCUAGACAGCAGAGAAGUUGGACGAAGGGUAGGAGGGCCAGCUGAGGCAGUCAGGAAGGGACAGGCAGUGCGGCAGGCUGUUGGGAAAGCCAUUCUCAGAAAUGACUGGAACCAGUGCUGGGUGGCUGCUCCUGAGCAUUCCGAGGGAAACUGUCCCACAGCCUGUCUCUCUUGCAGCCCCGUGUCCAGGGCAGAUGUGUGGUGAGCUCACUGGCUGUCCCUGGCUGCGAGCAGGCUCUGUCCUGUUUAGACAGUUCCUGCCUCUAGGGAGGGAUGGUUCUAGUUUGGUGUUGUGAUCUUAAAGGGGGUUGGAAAGUGCUCAGAAAUGGCAGGACAUGCGACACCAGCAGACAUUGGUGCUUUCUGAAUCCUGGAGAUGAUGGACUUGGGGGUCAGAUAGACUUGGUCAGAGUUCAGGCUUUGCCCCUUACUGGCCGUGUAUCUUUAGGUAAGUAGUUUAACUUUAUCUGAACUUUAUCUCCCCGUUGUAGAACACGAUGAGUUGUGAGUAUUAAAUGAGAUUAUGCACAGCCCGGCCCUGACAUGCCAGGAGCAUUUGCUAAAUGUUUGUUGGUGAGGUUAAUUGAAUAGAAUAUCUCCAGUUUCUUUCUAACACUUACAAUUCAGUGGUUCUUUGAACUGGGAAGAUAGUGUAGAGAUGUAUUUUUCAGAAAAACAAAAGGCCAAAGUACUUAAUAAAAAGUGUAUUGAGAUUCAAAAUUGUGUCAGGCAUUUGUAGGAAGAGUAGGAAAUGCUAUAAAAAGUAGACAUGAUUUCUUCUUGACAAGACUUCACUCUGACUUUCCAAGAAUAUAUGAAAUUUUCCUAUGAUGAAUAGAAAGUUUAUAUCACCAGUUCUUUUUGGUGAGACCAUUUUUUAAUACUGCUGCUUCUUAUUCAUCAGACCUGUUAUACUACUUUAAAUACUAUUUAAAGUAUUUCUGUUUGUGGUUUACUUUUUAAGAUAAUGUGGAAUCAAUUCAUGAUCGUCUCCAUUAUACUCUUUUAAGCACUCUGAUAUUUCUCACAUGAAGGAGAAGUCCAGGAAUGAGGGCGAGCCCAGCCUGUGUGCGUGGGUGCUCUGGCCUUGUCCUCUGCUGCUGCCGAUUCACCUAGAGGGUGUUUCACACUGUCCCAGAGAGGGGACUGCUAACCUCUUGCCACGUCCAGGCGAAUGCGCUGGGCUCCCAAGGGCCAUUUUCCCCGCUGCUGAGAUCUAAGGCAGAAAUCCGUGCUCACACCCUUGCUUGUGUAGGCAAAUGUCUACUCAUGGUUUGUUCCCGACCUCAACAUAUUCUUUCUCCAUUUUAAAUCCAAGUUAAUUAGUCCAUGUGUGUAGAACGUACUGUUUACCUGCGUUGUGUGGAGUUGGUACACGUUCACAGCACGUCCUGGUUCCUUUUUCCCUCUCCUUAUCCCUUCCUCGCCCAUCUCUACUCUCGGCCCUCUUCCCCUUUAAGGAAGAUCUAUUUCCCCACUUCCUGUUAUCUGUGUUCUGUUUUGCUCUUUAUCUUUACUCUGGGUUUCUCAUGGAAGAGAAGUAAUGUGAUACAGAAGAGUUUGUGUCUGCUUUAUUUCACUGGCCAUUACGGUCUCAAGGUGCAUCCAUUUUUCACAAAUGACUCAAGUUUAACUUUCCUUAUGGUAGAGUGGCACUCCCUGGUGUGUAAAUAGCAUUUUCUUUAUCCAUGCAUCUGCUGAUGGACAUAUAUGUUGCUUCCAAGGUUUAGCUAUUAUGAGUUGUGCUGAUGAACAUGGGUGUCCAUAUAUUUCUGUAAGAUGAUAUCUUCAACUGUUUCUGGAAGACGCCUAGAAGACAAAUAGCUGGGUCCAGUGAAAGGUCUAUUUUUGGUCUUUUGCAGAAUCUCCUGACUGAUUCAGUACUGAUGGUAAUAGUUUACAUUUCCACCAACAGUGUGGAAGGUGAGUUCAGUAUAUGCUGAUACUGCUUUCAGAAUACAGCUGUAAAGAAUUAUUAACCAUCUAAGGGAAGCAGACAUUUUCCUUAAAAAUCUUCCCAUCUCAGAAAUGGGUGUUUAGGAAGUUCCUCUGCAAUACAUCUUCCUUUCUAUCCAUGUUUCAUCCCGAGGCUUGACGUCUGGCCCUGCUGGAUUGUUUUCUGAAGAUGAGCAGGGUAAUCUAGCUGGGCUGAGGACAGACCUGCGUUCAAAGUGAGCAGAAUCCACAACUGCGGAAGGAGCCAGAGCAUCAGACUAGAGGGAUCAUUGCUCCAAGCAAGAGACAGCCUAUCGUGAUUCCUGAUCAAACCACAACACACUCCUGAAGAUGUGUUCCACGAACCCAGGCAACUGGGUCACCUUUGAUGAUGAUUCUGCUUUUCAGUCUCAGAAGUCAAGGAGUUUCCCUCUGGAGAAUCAAGGUGUCUGUAGACCAAAUGGACUGAAGCUGAACCUUUCUGGCCUCAAAGAAUUCCCCAGCGGAUCAUCCUCGACCAGCAGCACCCCUCUCUCUUCUCCUGUUGUCGAUUUUUACUUCAGCCCAGGACCGCCAAGCAAUUCUCCUCUUUCUACGCCUACCAAAGAUUUCCCAGGUUUUCCUGGCAUGCCUAAAGCAGGGACUCAUGUGCUUUAUCCUAUUCCAGAAUCUUCUUCAAAUAGCCCACUCACACCAACAGGGGCAGGUUGUUCCUCAUUGCCUGCAAAACCAACCUGUUUAUCCCAGGCUUUCUCACCCAGUGACUUCUUUUGUACAGUUCCAGCUCCCAAAGGAGGUCUUCCAGAUGAACUUUGCCCUCAGCAGGCUGAAAACACAGGGGUCCAAGGUGACACACCCCAGUUUCAAUACUUCCGGGAGGACUGUGCGUUUUCAAGUCCAUUUUGGAAAGAAGAAAGCAGCGCUUCCCAAGUCACCUUUGACACUCCAGGAAGCAGAAGGAUGUUCUCACUGAAAGACAAGGGGAUGCCAGUUGAUCAAAAAAGCCUAAAUAAAUGCUCACUCAACUACAUCUGUGAGAAGCUUGAACACCUCCAAUCAGCUGAGAACCAAGAUCCUCUUGGGAAUGUGUCUACGCAGUGUCCCUAUGCUGAGGACUCUGCCUCUUCCUUUGUCCCCCACACGCUCUUCAGGAGUCAGCCCAAAGCUGGAUGGUCCUUCAUGCUGAGAAUUCCUGAGAAGAAGAACAUGAUGUCUUCCCGUCAGUGGGGACCCAUUUUUCUGAAAGUUUUACCUGGAGGAAUUUUGCAAAUGUAUUAUGAGAAGGGGUUAGAGAAACCAUUCAAAGAGUUACAGCUCGAUCCACAGUGCAGGCUUUCUGAACCCAAAGUUGAGAACUUUAGUGUGGCAGGAAAAAUCCACACUGUGAAGAUUGAACACGUGUCCUACACAGAGAAGAGGAAAUACCAUUCUAAGACGGAAGUAGCUCACGAGCCAGACAUAGAACAGAUGCUGAAGCUGGGGUCCCCGGAGUACCGUGACUUUCUCGACUUUCUAACCACGGUGGAGGAGGAGCUGAUGAAACUGCCAGUUGUUUCAAAGCCAAAGAAGAACUACGAGGAGCAAGAACUCUCUCUGGAAAUUGUGGACAACUUCUGGGGGAAAGUCACCAAGGAAGAUGGGAAAUUGGUUGAGAGUGCUGUGAUAACUCAGAUCUGCUGCCUGUGCUUUGUGAAUGGGAACACGGAAUGCUUUUUAACCUUGAAUGACCUUCAGCUGCAGAAGCGAGAUGGAUGCGGUUUUGAAAAAGAUCCAGAAAAAAAGUGGAUUGACAUUCUUGACCAUCAUUUUCAUAACUGUGUGAAUGAACAGGAAUUUGAGCAAACUAGAAUCAUUAAGUUUGUGCCUCUGGAUGCCUGCCGGUUUGAGCUGAUGCGGUUCAGGACCCUGUAUCCUGGGGACGAGCUUCCGUUUUCCCUGAAGUCUGUAGUCGUCGUGCAGGGGGCCUAUGUGGAGCUUCAGGCCUUUGUCAACAUGGCCCCCUCGCUUCAGAGGCCGUCCCACACCGGGUCCUUGAGAUGCUGUGACAAUAUCAUGAUACACUUUCCUGUCCCAUCUCAGUGGAUCAAGGCCCUCUGGACCAUGAAUCUCCAGAGGCAGAAGUCCCUGAAGGCCAAAAUGAACCGACCCUUGUGCCUGGGAAAUUUACAUGAACCCGAAUCUGAACCUGUCAUUCAGGUCACUGUGGGGUCAGCAAAGUAUGAGAGUGCUUACCGGGCUGUGGUGUGGAAGAUAGAGCGGCUUCCUGACAAAAAUUCAAGUCCUGAUCAUCCCCACUGUUUGUCAUACAAACUAGAACUUGGAUCUGACCAGGAGAUUCCCUUGGAUUGGUACCCAUUCGCCACUGUUCAGUUUUCCAUGUCAGACACCUGUGCCUCGAGGACGGAGGUCAGGUCUCUGGGGGUGGACAGUGACAUGCAACCACAAAAGAACAUUCAUCAGCGAGCUUGCUACAACCUCCAGGUUGAAAUAGAAAAGAAGUGGAUUAAAAUUGAUGGAGAAGAUGCCGAUAGAGCUGGCAGCUGCGUCACGCAGUAGGAGCAGCCGGGAGAGACGCUGAUAGCCGUCCGUCAAAUGUGCAAUGCACAGAAACCGCAUGAAGGGCAGGGUUGGGCGACCACGUGAGAGGGUGGCAAUGACUUCUGAGUGGUGGGCCCAGCACAGGUCCAAAGGCUGUGUAUAGAAAAGUUUAGACUAAAACUAAACCAUCUAUCUCUUAUACUUUGACGUAUUUUUGCCCUGUGGCCUUGAUCUAAAGUGAAUCUAUAAUUUGUGUGAUGUUUUGCUUUCUAUUGAAACUCACAGCACUGUUACCCGAUGCAUGCGUGACCUGGUAGCUGGCUUGUCUGAGGGGUUUUUGAAUUUUGAUUACCCAGUGGCUGAUUGGUUUUAUUAUCUGAGCACCAUAUCCCUCCAUCCCCCCUCUUCUUGCUUUACCAGAGGGAAACGCACAAAGAGGACCUGAACUAAAGUAAUUAAUGUCCCCUCUUCCUCCUUCCUGAAACAUGGUUAGGUAGAGAGCGAUAUUGAAACAAACCACAGACUGAAAUGCAGAUUUGGAAUUACCUGUGGUUUUGCAUUUUUUCUGUUCCUAUCCUCUGGCCACAUUGGUAAAUUAUCCUUGGCUGUAUUUGGCACCUGUCUUUCCCCUGCUGGCUUAUCACUUUUGAAGUGUCUAUAUCCUGGAGUGUGUGAUGGAGGCGCUAUUUCUGCUGAUACACAAAUUUUAGUACAGGUCACUAAGAGACGCUGCCUUUUGUUGGCGGGUACCCUUUCAAAAUGGAAUAAGCAUUGGGUGCUAGUUAGAAUAUUUAUGUACAUUAAAGGUGAAUUUUUAAAGCUCAUGAAUACUGUUUUCUAAAAGUAUACUCUAAGAAUAUAUUUUGAUAAAGUAUUAUUUGUAAUUAACACAAGCCUCUCGAGUAGAAGUAAAAUCAUAGUAUGAUUGUUAUGCUGAUGCUACUAUCAUGCUAUUUUAUGCUAACCCUGCUUAAUUUUGAGUAUUUUUUAAAAAGAUGCCUAAAGUAAAAGAAACUAGACAAUUUUACCUGUAUUUCUAAGAGGAAACAUUUCCUCAAAGCAAGAAAUGACUGUUGUAGGUUAGUUUCUAGUGAAAAACCAACAACAUUAGCAGUUACAAUUCUGCUUAUAAUUUUCUUUUAAUAUCUGUAGUGACAAUUCUGAAUUUUAAAAUGCAUGAAAUGUAUAUUUUUCAGUUGGAAAAAACAAAUUCUUCCAGGACAUAUUAACACAACUUCAAUAUAUAUUGAGUCUUAAAUGUGAUUAGGAGGCAUUUUUCUCUAUUUAUCAGAUUUGUUUUGAGUCAAAACUGAAAUAAUGUUCUUCCAAAUAACAUUUAUUUGUUGGCUUACAGAAUUUAUCUCCUAUGUUUUAUUUAAUAUGUUAUUAGAUUCAUUUUAAUCUGUUCGAGUAACGGAUUAAAACAAACAUGUAUGAAGAUCUGUAUCAAUCAACAGAUGUUUUUGCUUUUUAUUUUUUCUUACUAUGAAAGCACGUAUUGCAAAAAUCAUGGCCAAAAUGAAUUGAUGUUGCUCUUUUUUUAACAUCACUAGAAACACUGUUCAUAAUACAUGCUGACGACUCACUGAUGACGUAUAGGAGGGCAGGUAUGCACGUGCGUGCGUGCAUGUCUGUGUGUGUGUGUGUGUGUGUGUGUAUGUGUGUACAAUUUUUUAAAAGCCUGCCUUCUUUCCUUAUCAUCCAGCAAGGGCUCACUCUGGUAAGCUUCUGUCUGCUCAGGAAGAUACGGACGGACCAGGUCUGACCCAAGGAAGGUAGCUAGGUAAUUGCUGCCAUUCCUUUCUAAGUGUGCUCUCUGGCAUCCUUCCCAUAAAGAACUCAAUAAAUAUUUACACCUUCAAAUAAAUUCAGCAAAGUGUUCAGUUAUUCACCUCUCGUGGUUCACAGGCUGACUAGUGUCUGUGGUACCUUACUUCUGGAAUUAGUUACAGGCUGCCCAGCUUUCAGGAACAUCUCAAAAUUCAGUGUUGGAAAUACAGUAACUAAAGACUGAUGAAAGCCCAAAUUGAGUUUCAGCCACAAUGCAAAGGUUGAUAGCAUUAACAGCAGGGUGCUGCAGCAUAAUUGUCAAUUUGCACAUCUAUUAGGACCUUAAAUAUUCAUUACGUAGUGUUAAAUUAGCAAUCUGUGUGGGAAUGAGAAGCUUUUUAAUACAAUUUUUUUGACCUUAGGUGUGGCAGGAAGGUCAAGUGUGACUGGAGUUCUAAGUGAGAAGUCAGGUAGAAUUCAUUUAAACUUAACAAAUUAAGAGAUAGAAUCGCCUUUGGCAGAAAGUAAAUAAAGAUCUUCAUGAAACCCUUGAUUUUUAAGGGAGGAGGAAGGGAGCCAGACCACUCCUUUUCUAGUGUUUUACUGUAGGCCUCUUUAUGAAUUGGACUGUUGUGGAGUCAGUUUGAUGGACACUGUGGCAGCCUUUCAAGAGCUGAUGGCUUGUGACAAGUCACUCUGCACUAAUCAUUCUGGUCUGGUCACCUUACCGCAAUCUUAUUAAUUGUGCAAAUGCAUUCGGGGUUCCAUCAUUACAUAAGCAACUGUGCAGGUCUGAAUUUAAGAACAUUAUUCUGUCAGAAUCACAAUAGUUUAUCCCUAAGAAGGUAUAAAAAAGGGUAUUUUCUACAAAGUAAAGCCUGGAACUUUUGACUUUGUGUGUUUUUUAGAUAGUUCCGUCAUUCUGGAACUAUACUUUUUCUUAUAAAUUCAGUUAAAGUUCUAUAUUAAUAUGACUAUUAUAAUGUUUUAUUCAAAAUAUGAUUUUAUGUCCUAUCGAUAUGAGUAUAAAACAGAUUGAGCCUUACUAAUCAUGUAACAAAGUAUUUUGUAGAUUGCGUAUUGAUUUUUCUAAAAUUAAAGAUGUAUUUCAAAUAA
This is a messenger RNA of Cavia porcellus (domestic guinea pig), 7418 nucleotides long. RefSeq names its product stonin 1 (gene Ston1). Gene Ontology annotation, cellular component: clathrin-coated vesicle; synaptic vesicle. Lineage: Eukaryota; Metazoa; Chordata; Mammalia; Rodentia; Caviidae. Gene Ontology annotation, biological process: regulation of endocytosis; synaptic vesicle endocytosis. Bases 2346 to 4550 code for a protein of 734 amino acids. The record is from RefSeq and is a predicted model, not a curated record. The transcript is spliced from 4 exons. Gene Ontology annotation, molecular function: clathrin-cargo adaptor activity.